AUUAAAUCCGUUUUAUUGAAUGGAAAAGUCUGAAAGACGAUCAUUAGGAGGGACAAUCACAACAUUGAGAUCAUCUUAAGGUGCUGUAUUAGUGAACCAAGAUGGAUCAUAUGCAUAUAGUUGAAAUGAAUGUCUAUUUUAGUUUGUCCAAUGAAAAAUGAAUCAAUUAUAAAAAAUGAGAAGGUUAUUUAAGAGCCAUAAUAAAUAAUAUUACCAGUAUUUGGAGAUGAUGAAUUAGCAUUUUAUAUAAACCCUCAAGACUUGCCUGAUUUAGUUGAUGAAGUUUUAGAUACUUAUUUAACACAUUCAAGAGUGUUUCUGGUGUUUAUGUGUGUUCAGAUGAUUGUAGAAAUCAUUUUUGAUUCAAUGGUUUGGAUUAAUCAAGAAAGAAUUGAAAAACUUGUAAGUCUUUCAGAAUUUACAUAAGCUAGCUCUAAUAUAUAAUAAAGUACCUUUGGUUGAUAUUCAUCAAAUGAUAAUCUUAUGCUCUUGUAUCAAUAUUCUAUUCUAAUGCAUUUAUUAUGCAUCAGGAAUUACUGGUGCUUGGAGAAAGUCUUACAAAAUGCUUAAUGCCUUUGGAAAUUUAUCUAUUUUAGGAAUGUUUUUGUAAAUAUUUCUAUCUUACACUUAUCAGUAAUUCUAUAUAUUAAGUGAAUAGAUUUAAUAUAUUGGUAUUUGCAUUCAGAGUUUUAUCUUGUAUUUAUGCAAAGUUCCUUAGUCAUUUGAUCCUUAGUUUGAUCCUGUUACCUCAUUGAAAUUUAUGAUUAAUAUAGCA
Paramecium sonneborni is the source of this 775-nucleotide messenger RNA. The record is from the annotation of a GenBank genome assembly. NCBI's taxonomy places the organism in Eukaryota, Ciliophora, Oligohymenophorea, Peniculida, Parameciidae.